Molecule: messenger RNA, 773 nt
Organism: Chelonia mydas (Green sea turtle)
Lineage: Eukaryota; Metazoa; Chordata; Testudines; Cheloniidae
Gene: C1H12orf75
Product: chromosome 1 C12orf75 homolog
Exons: 7
Coding region: 1-645 (214 amino acids)
Source: RefSeq, a predicted model, not a curated record
AUGGAUGUACUCUUUUUGGUCGUCAGAAUUUGGACCAUUGAGGGGGUGGGCUCACCUCAUCCCGUCACGCCAGGUGGAAGAGCAGGGCUGUCACCCAGCACCUUCCCUGCCCGUAAAGUCUGUAGUCUCCUGGAGGUGGGCACGGCGGAGGGCAGCAGUGAGGAUGAGAGUGGAGGGGACUGGAUCCCAGCUGGAUCGUGGACUGUUGUGUGGUCCAGCCAGGGCGGAGGACAGCAGACCAUUAAACACCCCGCCCCCUGCAGCUGGGAGCAGGGCACAGUGCCCCGCGGGGGCCGUGGUGGCUGGGCUGCAGGGCAGAGGAGCAGCAGAGAGCCAGGGCGAGCUGGGGCUGCCCGGGAGGAGACAACUGGGCCGGCCGGGGGCUGGGUGCAUCGCCCGCUGCCUCUAGCCCCCUGCGGGGUCCGGCUCCGCUCCGGGCCAGCCGAGCUGCCUGCAGCGCUGAUUGGUCUCCGCCGUUACCCAGGCGAUGGGCAGGGAGGUACUGCAGGGACAGCUAAAGAUGUAACAGAAGAAUCGGUGUCAGAAGAUGACAAAAGGAGGAACUAUGGUGGUGUAUACGUUGGUCUGCCAUCAGAGGCUGCUACCAUGGCUCCCAGUCAGAAGAAGACUGAACCUAAAGAUUAGAGGAAAAUAAUACACCAAGAUUCAAUCAUCAGGAGUCCUUUGCAUAGAUCACUCAUCUAAACUUAAGGGACAGCUGUCUUUCUGCUGAAGAUUUUUAUAUGUCCAGCCAGCAAGAAAGUUCAAAGCAC